UGCUCACACACACCAGAACCAUAAAAACUUGAGCUGUUGUUUGGUUUCUUCUUGUCAUUGCCACACAUGGGAGAGAUGGCAGAGGGUGUUGCUGAAGCAGGCAAGAAAUGUAUGAGCAUUCCACAGUUGGCAGGUGCUGAAACUCUUCUGUCCAGUGGAGGAAAGGAAGUACCUCUGUCAUCCAUUAACGGGAAGAGAACCUGCCUCUUCUUCUCAGCUCAUUGGUGCAGGCCAUGCAGGAACUUUACCCCAAAGUUACUCCAAAUUUACAAGAAACUCAGGAAUACUGGCAAGAAUAUAGAGAUAAUCUUCAUAUCACUUGACCACGAUGAGAUCAGCUUCUUGGACCACUUCAAAUGCAUGCCAUGGCUUGCCUUACCAUUUAACACUGGCCUAAGGCAAAAGUUAUUCAAGCAAUUUGACAUUGAGCACAUCCCAGCAUUGAUUCCUUUGUCAACAAAGAUAUAUGAUGGAUUUGGAAUUGAAGAGGACGCAGUAAAGCUGGUCGAGGAGUAUGGAGUAGACGCCUACCCCUUCGGUGAAAAGAGGAGACACGAGCUGGAGGGUAUGGAUGAUGCCAGGAGACAAGGAGGUAAUCUUCAGGAACUUCUUGGCUGCAAGGAAAGAAAUUAUGUCAUAAGUGCAGAUGGCAUAAAGAUUCCUAUAUCUGACCUUAAUGGCAAGACAAUUGGCCUGUACUUCGGGGCACACUGGUGCCCACCUUGCCGUACCUUCACUAAGCAGCUCAGGGAGGUGUACAAUGAGCUGAAAACCUUGAGACCUGGAAAUUUCCAGGUUAUAUUCAUUUCCAUGGACCGCAAUGAGGAAGAAUUCCAGGCAAGCCUGACUGAAAUGCCAUGGUUUUCUAUCCCCUAUUCUGACAUAACUAUGCAAGAACUCAGUAGGAUUUUCACUAUCAAAGGCAUCCCAACACUCCUGAUACUUGGACCAGAUGGUAAAGCGUACAAGACAGAUGGAAGGACAGUUAUUUCAAAAUAUGGAGCAAUGGCAUUCCCUUUUACAGAAUCAAGAACUUAUGAGAUGGAGGAAUCUCUCAAAAAGGAAAGAGACAGCCUGCCUCACCGAGUGAGAGAUCAUCGUCACGAGCAUGAGCUUGAGUUGGACAUGACUAAGGCUUUUAUAUGUGAUGAAUGCCAACAGAAAGGGCAAAACUGGGUCUUCUCUUGCAAGCAAUGCAACUUCGAUCUCCACCCAACCUGUGUGCAAGAAAGUACUGACGUAAACAUUUGAGACAUAUGCGUACUUGAAAUAUACUUGACAACAAUGAUGCGUGCAUUUAUUUAUGCAUAUUGUGUUCAACAGAUCUAGUGACGUGGUGAUGAAAAAAACACACUAUUACUAUGGUCUCAACAGAACAGAAGAAACAACUAAGGUUCUGUUUAUUUGUAUGCAAGAUGGACGGAUGGAAAUAAGCAGAUAGAUCUGAACAUUCCAAGUUCCAAAAACAAAAAAAUAACAGUUAUGUGAUGAUUUUAUUAAAAAGAAUCUUCAUAAUAUACAAUCAUGGCAAGGAAGUCUUGAAAUAUUUAUGUAACUACUCAAAGCAUUCAUGUACCAUCUGAGAUGACUGUCCGUGCAGCCAUUUCAUCAAACACAUAGCGUGCAGCCUCAACAUCGAGAGAAGAAUUUCAUAUACACUAAACUACAGCGUGACAGACCCUGAACGGAGUUUUUAGAUUUCAAGAAACUAAACAUCCAAAGCGUUAUUGCAGAAAUCACCUUAACAUCAGCGCUUCAACCAAUCAAAUGUGGCCACAGCCGAGAACUCCGGGAUUUCUCAACUCACAGCCUGAAAACAGCGAACUUUCUUCUAUCAACGUAGCAUUUGCCGAUUUGGCACUUGGCAGGAAAGAGCAGUGAAGAGGAUCCCUUUGUGCACCAUUUGGCAAAUGCUACGUGGAUCGUUUAGCAAAUGCCGAACGGGAGAACUGGACGGCGGCUCAUUUAGCAAAUGUUCCUUUGUGCAUAUUCAACGAAAAGGGCCUAUGUUUGUUAAGGAGUACUUAUUAAACUAAGAUCCCUUUGUUAUUUGUUAUUUCCAAUCAAUUAUUACUCCAUAA
Oryza brachyantha (malo sina) is the source of this 2081-nucleotide messenger RNA. Its product is annotated as probable nucleoredoxin 3. Lineage: Eukaryota; Viridiplantae; Streptophyta; Magnoliopsida; Poales; Poaceae. The transcript has 3 exons. The record is from RefSeq and is a predicted model, not a curated record. Bases 67 to 1251 code for a protein of 394 amino acids. Gene Ontology annotation, molecular function: thioredoxin-disulfide reductase (NADPH) activity.